This is a messenger RNA of Clonostachys byssicola, 1638 nucleotides long. NCBI's taxonomy places the organism in Eukaryota, Fungi, Ascomycota, Sordariomycetes, Hypocreales, Bionectriaceae. The record is from the annotation of a GenBank genome assembly.
AUGGAUUUGAGCCCAAAUACUGGGGGAAACGCCACCUGGAGUUUAGUUCGUGACUGGCUAGCCACUUGUUUCCAGUCUCACGACGACUGUAAUGCAAAGAAAGACAAGGAUUUUAGGCCUCCGUAUCUUCUUCGCCCUGGCGGGAAUUCCGAGACUUUCCAUCUCGUUGAGGCAAAAGACGUUGACACCGGUACUCGCUAUGCUACCCUUACGCACUGCUAUACAUUCAAUAACGAUAGCCUCAAACUUUCUUCAUUACAACCACUGUCCUCUCUACCUCAAACAUACCGAGAUGCCUUUACUAUUGUUUCUCAACUUGGGCUUGAAUAUCUUUGGAUUGACCACCUCUGCGUUUCACAAGAUGCUCAAAAUGAUCUAUCCAUGUAUAAGAACAAGAUGAUCAGGCGAAGGAUCUUAUCUAAUAGCUUUAUCGGGAUCAGUGCAGCGUGGUCCAUCUCCCCUUCCUCUGGGAUAUUUGUCAAUCGUGAUCUAGAACUGCUGAGGCCAUAUUCGUUCCCCUUCCCUAUCGACUCAAACAGCAAUCUAGUCCCUUUUAAGUUUGCUUAUGCUGAAAGGGACGAGGGAAAUAUCAAGCGGUUCGAAAUGGAGCCACUACACCAAAGUGCCCGAGCCACUCACGACCGUCUCUUAGUACCACGAGUGUUGCACUUUACGAGCCAAAUGGUCUACUGGGAGUGCCAUGGAAUGCAAUGCGAUGAGCUUGGUCUUAUUCUCAAGGGCGAGAAUGACUCCUGUGAUGUUGGGACAGAAGGAAAGAUGACACGCGACGGUAAAUCCGUCAGCAAACUGUGGAAGCCGCUGAUCAAAGUUCUAUACAACCAGAAGCAUGACAACCCCAUCGACCAGAUACAUUAUCGCUGGCUGUGCUUCAUUGAACACUACUCGCGCUUACAGGUGUUAAGGGAAGAGAAGCUACCCUUACUUGAGAAUUUGGUCAGCGAAAUAACAGACUUAUUACUCAAGGAGGGUUGUGCAGAUACUAAAUAUCUUUUUGGGAUGUGGAGAUCACUGAUCCCCAUGACUCUUCCAUGGUUAGCACUUGGAUACUCGCAGAGGCGGUCAAGAAAAGUUUAUAUCCCGACCUGGAGCUGGGCUUCAGUGGGGUCGGUAACCGUCCGCCAUGCAAUGGAAACAAUCGCAUGGAGGAAGAUCAUUGUUUGUGAGCUCGUUGACGUCGCUCGCGCUUGGGACAAGGCAGGGAUCCUCACAACAGCUAGCCUGUUGCUAAAGGGGAAGCUUUUCAUGGGAAGACUGGCCUCCUCUCCUCUUAGGAGCGGACCUUGUACUGAAGCGAGGAUCCUAAGUUUGACUAACUAUGGCUUUCCAAUGCAAGCGCCAAUGAAAAUGGUACGUCCCAACAUGACGUGGAGCGGAACCUUUGAUACUGAGGAAGAUAUGAGAGAAGAGGUACUUUGCCUACCGGUAACUGUCAACAUAUUUUCCGGGCCGGCAGAUAUUAACCUUCUACUCAAAUAUUAUAUCGAGGGGAUAAUGCUGUCACGUCUUGAAGAUGGGCGCUUCAUUCGCCGUGGUCGGUGGACUAUUGACCGUAGUUCCAAAGAGGAGUGUCUAGAUGCCGUAAAGCAGCUGCAGGAUCAUGUCGUGGAACUUAUAUAG